AUGUGCGGGAUCUUCUUUUCCCUGGCAAAUGGCUCAAAAACACCUUCAGAAGACACAAGACAGCUGCUUGAGCAGAGGGGCCCUGACAGUUGUAAAACCCACAUCGUGCACAAGGAGAUCCUCACGCCCGAGGAACUGUCACCGUCACUAACAUGCGAUCUCACGUUUAUUUCAACAGUCCUCGCACUACGAGGUGAACAUGUUUACGCUCAACCAAUUGUAGACCCUGCAACCCAGUCCGUACUCUGCUGGAACGGAGAGGCCUGGAAGAUUGAAGGCCAGCGCGUCUCUGGGAACGACACAGAACUUAUCUUAAACUUGUUGUUGGAAGCUGUCAGGAGCGACAGUGACCGGAGACUUUCCGCAAGCAGGAUUGGUGCAGCUGUUGCGAAAAUCACCGGCCCCUUUGCAUUUAUCUUCUACGAUGCUGUACAUUCUCGACUUUUCUUCGGCCGUGACUGUUUGGGACGGAGGUCACUCCUUUGGGGGUGGGAUGAGAACGAUACCCUGAAAAUCUGCAGUAUUUGCGAUGGGUCAUCAUCAAGUCACUUCAAGGAAGUGGGCUUCGAUGGAGUCUACACAAUUGAUCUUGAGGCGCCUCGAGGGUCAUUCAACACACUGCAAGACCAGUAUCAGAUUGAGACACUGGCAUGGAAUACAAAGUCUACAUCAUCUUUAAUCGGCCAGAUGGAGAACCCAAUCCCUGCAAUGAACCUGUCUGUACCGUCAGGACAGCCACCGCCACUGAAGCUCAACACCCCGUUCAUUCAGGAAUUAGAGUCUAGGCUACAUCGUUCACUCAAAUUGCGCAUUGGUGAUGUUCCAGCACCUCCAGGCUUUGUUCCAGGGGAGAGUGCUAAGGUUGCUGUAUUAUUUUCUGGUGGUUUGGACUGUACGCUCCUUGCACGACUCUGUCAUGACAUUCUCCCUCUCGACGACCCCAUCGACCUUCUCAACGUGGCUUUUGAAAACCCGCGUGUGGCAGCUGCAGCAGCACAGCAACAGUCUUCCUCCUCUUCCUCUCAAGAUCCCACCGCCGUCUACGAGGCCUGUCCCGAUCGGAUCACCGGUCGUUCGGCGUAUAGUGAGUUGGUCACAAUCUGCCCAGGGCGCAACUGGCGCUUCAUUGCGAUCAACAUCCCUUACACAGAAACUCUCGCCCACCGAGAUCUCGUGAGGCGUCUCAUGAGGCCCCAUAAUACCGAAAUGGAUCUUUCUAUCGCCUGUGCGUUAUUUUUCGCAUCCCGUGGUCGAGGUUCAAUCUCACCACCUACCUGCACAGCUACGCCUGACCCUUCCACCUAUUCUUCCACUGCCAGCUCGGAACUCUACACUACCCCUGCACGGGUUCUUCUCUCCGGUCUCGGUGCGGAUGAACUCUUCGCGGGUUACGGCCGUCAUAGCGUCGCCUUCAACCGCAGUGGAUUCGAUGGUCUCGUCUCUGAAAUCCAUCUAGACGUCAGUCGACUAGGUCAGCGCAACCUCGGACGCGACGACCGAGUUCUCUCACACUGGGGUCGAGAGACUCGAUUCCCUUACCUGGACGAGGAACUCGUUGCUUGGGUACUCCGAGCUCCGGUCUGGCUUAAAUGUGGCUUUGGGCUUGCUACCCCAGAAGAUCCCGAAGAAGCUGCAGCGACAGCUGGUAUCGACGCCGAAAAGAUGGCACUUCGGCUCGUAGCUCUUCGCUUGGGUUAA
This is a messenger RNA of Penicillium chermesinum, 1698 nucleotides long. Its product is annotated as asparagine synthetase domain-containing protein. Gene Ontology annotation, molecular function: asparagine synthase (glutamine-hydrolyzing) activity. The record is from RefSeq and is a predicted model, not a curated record. Lineage: Eukaryota; Fungi; Ascomycota; Eurotiomycetes; Eurotiales; Aspergillaceae. The transcript is spliced from 2 exons. Bases 1 to 1698 code for a protein of 565 amino acids.